Saccostrea echinata is the source of this 1549-nucleotide messenger RNA. Its product is annotated as sperm-associated microtubule inner protein 10-like. The record is from RefSeq and is a predicted model, not a curated record. The coding region runs from base 36 to 452 and encodes 138 amino acids. NCBI's taxonomy places the organism in Eukaryota, Metazoa, Mollusca, Bivalvia, Ostreida, Ostreidae. The transcript has 3 exons.
CUAGUUUACACGCAGUAGGAAAGAGAGGAACUCGAAUGAUGGCUGCUCCAAAAGGAAAAGGUUUUAUGGCUCAUGGACCAAAUACCAUCGAUCAGAAGUUUGCUGAAAGACUAUUUAAACAUAGUCGUGAAAGAGUUCCAGAGUAUUCACGCCUUCAUCCAGUUGUUCCACGUUUGUACACACAAGAAUGGAAGACUGACAUGAAAAAUAGGGAUCUUAUUGUCAAGAAUGCAGAGCUAGGUGGUAUUCCUCACUAUGAACAUGAUGACAACCUCUUUUUGGACAAGCGGGAACAAAUGCAUUACAAUGUGGAGGAUCGUACUAGGGUUGAAUCCAAGUAUCCCCAUAUGGACAGAGCCACUCUUCUACGGCCAAAUUUCCAUCACGAGACCUCAAAAUACCAGAGUGAACUUAUGUUCCGCAGAGAUGAAGAUUAUGUUGAAACCUCUUAAAAUGGUCUGCCAGUUCACGAUAUUGUUCGACUUUUAAUUGUAUACACAUUUACUGAAAGUCACUUAUGUUAUAUGAAUCAAUUUUGUUUUAACUGUAAAUAUUUGAUCCAUUAUGAAGAAUUUUUUUUUUAAUUAGAAAUUUUAUUACCAAUGCUGGGUUUUGGUGCUUGUCUAGUCUUAGAUCCUACACAGCAACACAACAAUUGUGAAUCUGUUGUAGAUUUAUAACAAUCAGUUUAGAGUAUUAAACUAACAGUAGGGUAACUGUAAAAAAUAAUAUGGUUUAAAUCAUGUCUGCUUGAUAUCAGUUAGUGUUUAGAUUAUGAUGGUACAUUACACAAGUUGAUGUCUCACAUUUCAGUAUUAGUUGUUAUCAUUUUUUUUUUUAAAUGACACAAAUAGUAGCCUAUAUCAGUAUUCCAUUGUUAUUUGAAGUGCUCAAUGUAAUUAUAUAUUUUUCAAUAAUUUUUAAGAAAUUCGAAAAUACUUUAAAUAUUUUUGUUAAAUAAAAAAUAUUCCAACUAACUGUUAAUUUGUAACUACAUGUAGAACAUUUAUGUUUGUUUUGCUGUGAUAUUGUUUAACAUAUAUAUGUUUACACAUUUUUAAGUUCAGUAUUACUGUUUUAAUUUAUACAGAGCUUCUAUUUUUAUUGCAGUGUUAUUGUCAAACUAAUUUUAAGUUUACACCUUCACUGGUGUCUAAUGUUUUUAGAGACAAAAAUUCUUCUACUUGUGUUUAACAUACUGUCUGUUUGGAACAUACUAUUUUCUUGGCUUUAAAGACAGAAAUUUGUUGAUUUGUAAAAGAGAAAAUUAUUUUACUGAUCUGUUACCUUUUUAAAACUUUUAAGAAAAUUCAAUAUGGUAAAAAAGGUAUGUGUUUGUUUAUACAAGUCAAGAUAACAAACAGGCAUCUCACAAACUGUCUUUCAAUUUUUGGAUUUUGGGUUUUAUAGAUUCUUUUUCCUUUCAUUUUGACUGGUUUAAUUCUUCUUUUGAUAUGAAUGUUUUUAUCCUUUUCUUAGACAUGUUCAUUUGUUGCGUCAUCUCUCAUGUACGAGUGCUUAGUGACAAUAAAUGUUCAGGCACAAGAAA